Messenger RNA from Apaloderma vittatum (bar-tailed trogon), 2589 nucleotides. RefSeq names its product trafficking protein, kinesin binding 1 (gene TRAK1). The coding region runs from base 37 to 2589 and encodes 850 amino acids. Gene Ontology annotation, molecular function: GABA receptor binding. The transcript is spliced from 14 exons. Gene Ontology annotation, biological process: anterograde axonal transport of mitochondrion; neurogenesis; endosome to lysosome transport. The record is from RefSeq and is a predicted model, not a curated record. Gene Ontology annotation, cellular component: dendrite. Lineage: Eukaryota; Metazoa; Chordata; Aves; Trogoniformes; Trogonidae.
UUCCUUGCAGUUUUAUGUGCUGAAAGAGUGGGCCAGAUGACUAAAACAUACAAUGACAUAGAUGCUGUUACACGUCUUCUUGAAGAGAAAGAACGAGACUUAGAAUUAGCUGCUCGGAUUGGCCAGUCGCUAUUGAAGAAGAAUAAAUCACUGACAGAAAGAAAUGAGUUCCUGGAGGAGCAAGUAGAACACAUCAGGGAAGAGGUUUCUCAGUUGCGGCAUGAACUCUCCAUGAAAGAUGAGCUGCUCCAGUUCUACACCAGUGCUGCUGAAGAAAGCGAGCCAGAGUCCAUCUGUUCCACCCCGCUGAAGAGGAAUGAAUCUUCCUCCUCUGUCCAGAACUACUUUCAUUUGGAUUCUCUUCAAAAGAAACUCAAGGACCUUGAAGAGGAGAAUGUUGUGCUUAGAUCUGAGGCCUGUCAGCUGAAGACUGAAACAAUUACUUACGAAGAGAAGGAACAACAGCUUGUCAAUGACUGUGUAAAAGAGCUAAGGGAUGCAAACAUCCAGAUUGCCAAUCUCUCUGAAGAGUUAGCAAAGAAGACGGAAGAUGCUGCCCGGCAGCAGGAAGAAAUCACCCAUCUUCUUUCUCAGAUAGUCGAUCUACAGAAAAAGUCAAAAGCUUGCGCAGUUGAAAAUGAGGAGCUCGUCCAGCAUUUGGGAGCAGCUAAAGAUGCCCAGAGACAGCUCACAGCAGAGUUGCGAGAGCUGGAAGACAAAUAUGCAGAGUGCAUGGAAAUGCUUCAUGAGGCGCAAGAAGAGCUGAAAAACCUUAGGAACAAGACUAUGCCAAACGCCAUAUCACGACGGUACCACUCUCUCGGUCUCUUCCCUAUGGACUCUUUGGCAGCAGAGAUAGAAGGGUCAAUGAGGAAAGAACUGCAUUUAGAUGAACCUGACUCUCCUGACUUGGCUCAUCAGAAGCGGGUCUUUGAGACGGUGAGGAACGUUAACCAAGUCGUCAAGCAGAGAUCCAUGACUCCAUCACCAAUGAAUAUCCCAGGCUCUAACCAGUCCUCUGCUAUGAACUCAGUCAUGUCUAGCUGUGUCAGCACUCCACGUUCCAGUUUCUAUGGGGGAGACAUCUCUAACAUUGUGAUAGACAACAAGACCAACAGCAUCAUCUUAGAGACAGAAUCCUCUGACAACGGAAAUGAAGACAGGAUGAAGAAGCCCGGAACGCCGGGAACUCCAGGCUCCAGUGACCUAGAGACUGCUCUCCGUAGGCUGUCCCUCCGGCGGGAGAAUUACCUCUCAGAGCGGAAAUUCUUCGAGGAAGAGCAGGAAAGAAAGCUGCGGGAACUGGCAGAAAAGGGCGAGCUCCACAGUGGUUCCGUCACCCCCACAGAGAGCAUCAUGUCACUGGGAACUCACUCCAGGUUUUCAGAGUUCACUGGAUAUUCAGGAAUGUCUAUCAGCAGUCGCUCCUACCUGCCCGAAAAGCUUCAGAUUGUGAAACCACUAGAAGGUUCUGCCACUUUGCACCACUGGCAGCAGCUGGCUCAGCCUCACCUGGCCGGGAUCCUGGACCCCAGGCCCGGGGUUGUCACCAAGGGCUUCCGGACCCUGGACCUGGACCUAGAUGAAGUGUACUGCCUUAAUGACUAUGAGGAAGAUGAGACAGGUGACAUUUCUUACAAGGGCCUAACUACCUCGACGCCAGUUCAGCACACGGAGACCUCAGUACCUCAUCCUGGGAAGUGCAUGUCACAAACCAACUCCACCUUCACCUUCACCACCUGCCGCAUUCUGCACCCUUCCGAUGAGCUCACACGAGUCACACCAAGCCUUAACGCAGCACCUACUCCAGCUUGUGGCAGCAUUAGCAAUUUGAAAGGCACGCCGGUGGCUACCCCCUGCACCCCUCGGCGUCUGAGCUUGGCCGAAUCCUUCACAAACCUCCGGGAAUCCACCACAACGAUGAGCACGUCCCUGGGGCUGGUGUGGCUGCUGAAGGAAAGGGGCAUCUCAGCAGCAGUGUACAACUCGCAGAGCUGGGACAGAGCCAGCAGAGGCACCCUCCUGAGCAUGUACCCCCCGAAAAUGGCCAUCAUUCCUUCCACUCCGCCCAACUCGCCUAUGCAGACACCUUCUUCGUCCCCUCCGUCUUUUGAGUUCAAGUGCACCAGCCCACCUUACGACAACUUCUUGGCUUCAAAGCCCGCCAGCUCCAUCUUGAAGGAGGUGAGGAAUAAAAAGAACAUCAGGAACAGCGAGAGCCAGACCGACGUGUCUGUUUCCAACCUUAAUCUCGUGGACAAAGUCAAGAGGUUCGGUAUCGCCAAAGUCGUGAGCCCAGGGCAAGUGUCAGCUCCUCCUUUAACUGAUGACCAGGGACCUCUUCGCUGUGGCGGGGCACAAGGACCGGUGAGGACCCUUGUUCCUGGAGGCCUGGCACCAGAGGGGCUCCCGCUGGGCUGCCCAGCCGUCACCAGUGCCGUCGGGGCCAUCCAGCUCAACACGGGCAUCCGCAGGAACCGGAGCUUCCCCACCAUGGUGGGUUCCAGCAUGCAGAUGAAAGGCCCCACGUCUCUCACCUCGGGGAUCCUCAUGGGAACAAAGCUCCCCAAGCAAACUAGCUUACGAUGA